Messenger RNA from Parascedosporium putredinis, 792 nucleotides. The record is from the annotation of a GenBank genome assembly. NCBI's taxonomy places the organism in Eukaryota, Fungi, Ascomycota, Sordariomycetes, Microascales, Microascaceae.
AUGAAGUUCCUUCCCAUUAUAUUUUCGGUCGGCGUCCUCGCGGCGGAAACCCUUGUUAGAGGACAGCAGAGGCCGGCGGUCAAUCCCAUCCUCAACGCUCUGACAAGUCAUGGCUGCUAUAAGUCAAAGGCUAGCCUCAAAGAUCCGGGUGGCUACGAGGGCGAAAAAGUUUCAAGCGGCUUGUGUGGCGACGUAAUAUGCAACAAGACGAAUUCUACUGUUCUUGGACUAAGGGGGACCACAUGCUAUUGUGGUUUUGAAUACCCUCCCAAGGAGGAUCUUGUUGAGGACAAGUUCUGCAACUACGCUUGCCAAGGGUAUCCUUUCGAAGCCUGCGGCUCCGUUGAUGGUGUAUACUAUUCUAUCUUCAACACUGGUGUAAAGGUCGACGUUGACUCGGCAGAGCCCGUAGCAUCCACCAGCUCCAAGGGCGCCAGCUCACCAACCAGUGAUGCUUCGACCGGCGACGAAGGGAACAAAGAAGGAGAUAAGAAGUCGACCAACGUGGGUGGCAUCGUCGGUGGUGUGGUUGUCGGCGUAGUCAUCGCGGCCGCGGCUAUCGGAGGCGUUUUCUUCUAUCUUCGCCGCAAGAGGAACAAGGAAAUUGAAGAAGAACAUCGUCGAAACGCCGCAGUCAACUCUUUCAUCGGUCACAAGCCUCCCAGCAGCAGCGGCGGCCUCUCAAUCACGGACGCACGAUUGGACCCUGUUAUGCAGCGCAGAAUGUCAGACGGCAGCAUUGCCGAUAACCACGACUACUCCCGAAAAAUUCUUCGCGUGACCAACGCGUGA